Uloborus diversus is the source of this 502-nucleotide messenger RNA. RefSeq names its product cyclin-dependent kinases regulatory subunit-like. Gene Ontology annotation, molecular function: ubiquitin binding; histone binding; cyclin-dependent protein serine/threonine kinase activator activity. The coding region runs from base 170 to 502 and encodes 110 amino acids. NCBI's taxonomy places the organism in Eukaryota, Metazoa, Arthropoda, Arachnida, Araneae, Uloboridae. The transcript is spliced from 4 exons. Gene Ontology annotation, biological process: regulation of mitotic cell cycle. The record is from RefSeq and is a predicted model, not a curated record. Gene Ontology annotation, cellular component: SCF ubiquitin ligase complex; cyclin-dependent protein kinase holoenzyme complex.
UGGCGGUAAAUAUAAGAAUUUCUGUACAGCUGCUUGUCAGUCUUCGCUAAGAAAUGGCCAAUGAAUGAAUCGGGAUUUCAUAUCGUGAGAAUAAUAAUUUAAUUUAUUUGAAAUAGAUAGCAAGUUCUGUGACCAAAAAAUUUUGACGCAGUUUUGUAAUAGAGUUGUCAUGUCAGAAGAAACAAAUAUUCUUUAUUCAGAUAAAUAUUUUGAUGAUAAGUAUGAAUACAGACAUGUCAUGCUUCCUGCUGAUGUUGCAGAACUUGUUCCUCGAAAUCAUUUGAUGACAGAAACUGAAUGGCGUAAUCUUGGUGUUCAACAAUCUCCUUAUUGGACACAUUAUAUGGUUCAUUCACCAGUAAAGGAUGAAAAACUAACGAAAGAAAAGGAAAUUAAAGAUCUGGAGGAAAAGUGCCUUCAAAUGCAAGAAAAUACAUCAGUAAAAAAAAAUAUUUUUGGAAAUAAAACAACCUUACAGUACAGAAUACGUAACGACGCUUGA